AUGCCGCACCUCCCGCGCGUGUCCGCCUUCCCCAUCGCCGCCGAGCGCAGCAUCAUCACCGCAGCCGGCGCAGCUCUUCACAUUCCGGCCAAGGAGAAGGCCUCUCCACUCAUCGGGCAGCUCGCACCCGAAAUCGUCGCCCAGGAUCAUCUCGGGCGCGAAGUCUCGCUCCACUCCACCAUCUCGCUCGGUCGACCCAUCGUGCUCUACUUCUUCCCGCUGGCCGGGUCGCCGCAUUGCACCAAGGAGUCGUGCUCUUUCCGCGAUGCCGUGGGGACAUCGCCCGUUUUCAACGAUCUCAAUGCGGUGGUAAUCGGUAUUUCCCAGGACCCGCCCUCUCGAUCGCGGCGCUUCGUCGACGAGCACCAUCUAGGUUUUCGGAUCUUGCACGAUGAGAACCGCCAGAUCAUGGAUGCGUGGGGAGUAGGUCGCGGGUUGAUGGGCCUCAUCGACGGCAGGUGUACAUUCAUCAUCGACCAAGACGGCGUCGUACGAGCCAUGCUCGAUGGCGUAUGGGACUACAAAGGUCAUCGCGACUUUGCCGAAAAGUGGCUCUGCCGGAUCGAGCACGAGCUGUCGGGUCGCGAGCGUUUCUAUGUCGAGCACGAGGCGGAUGAGUCCGUAGCAUGCGACGAAAUGACACGCAACGUCCGGGUUGUGUACGGAGAAGUGGUGCCAGGGCGCGGGAUCGCCACUGCACCACGAUUCGGCGCAGCACCAGCAGCUACUAAGGGCAAGAGCUCCAAGUCAACCACGGCAGAGUCGAGUGCCAUCGCCCGCUCUUCGUCGGCGGAAGGGGAGAAGGUCCCGCGGAUGAAAUCGCGACGCAAUCUUCGAAACUGGCUCCGCCCCGGUGGCGUGACAUACGACGAGCCGCUCCACGUCGACUCCCGCGUCAACCGGAGUGCGGACGAUUUCCAACAGCGCGGUGCUGACCGGGUCGGUGCGCGAUCCGUAGACAAGGCGAGCCGUGUGCGCUCCGGCAUGUCCGCAGACCACGCGUCCGUCAUUGCGCGGGACUUUGCCGAGCUGGGUCUUCGUUCGCGUCAAGGCUCUGGUUCAGGUUCGGGCUAUGCGACGCCAUCCACCAUCAGCGCACGAUCAGUCUCAACCGGCGAAACGAGCCACACGAGUCCCGGGUUGGAGCAUGCGACCAAGCUCGCGGCUGCCAUUAAGAGCGGCAUUGCCAAUCCCGAGCUUGAGCGAUCUGGAUCGGCGAGGCGGCGCGACACCGGGACGGUGAGACCCACCCGAUCCAGCUCGCUGCUCAAGAAAGCCGAGACUACCACGGAUACAGAUGCAAAGGUGGACGGGAUGGUCUAUGCCAAUGGAAACAUUGCCAAGAUGCCUCUUUUGCCGUCGGGUGAGAGGAGCACGGACAGCAAGGCCGCGACUCGGGGUGGCGGUCCGAGCGGGCAUAGCGGAGACAGCUCUAUUGGGUCUACCAACGGCUCCUCACUUCCUGUUCCGCCACGAGCGCGCGCCGUGGCAGCCGCCGCGAGUGCCAGGCUGUCUGCCCACUCGGCGAGCAGACCUGCCGACGACGAUGAGGGGUACGAUACGGAUCGUGCCACUUCCACACCCAUGAAGACCUCACUGUCCAACGGCCCCUGCCCUCGUGCUCUACCACCACAAUCGCCCGCGCUAUCCUACGCACCCCCCACCCUCCCCUCCUCCUGGUCCACCCCACACACGCGUCGUCCCUCCACCCAAACCCUGGAUAGCCCAUCACUCGAUCGAAACGGGCCGUUUUUCACCCACCGUCCGUCGCUAGAUCCCGCCGCCAGCAUUUCGGGGGAUCGACGCCUCAGCGCUACUCCCAGCCUGACUCCCAGUCAGAUCAGCACCAGCAUGGCCGGCAGCGAGUACGAGUAUUCGCCCAGCUUGAAUGGGAGCACGCAUACGUUUGGUGGAUUGGAGGAUUGA
Messenger RNA from Kalmanozyma brasiliensis GHG001, 1926 nucleotides. Its product is annotated as Alkyl hydroperoxide reductase subunit C/ Thiol specific antioxidant. Gene Ontology annotation, molecular function: thioredoxin peroxidase activity. The transcript has a single exon. The record is from RefSeq and is a predicted model, not a curated record. Gene Ontology annotation, biological process: cellular response to oxidative stress; cell redox homeostasis. Lineage: Eukaryota; Fungi; Basidiomycota; Ustilaginomycetes; Ustilaginales. Gene Ontology annotation, cellular component: cytoplasm. Bases 1 to 1926 code for a protein of 641 amino acids.